This is a messenger RNA of Punica granatum (pomegranate), 2257 nucleotides long. The record is from RefSeq and is a predicted model, not a curated record. NCBI's taxonomy places the organism in Eukaryota, Viridiplantae, Streptophyta, Magnoliopsida, Myrtales, Lythraceae.
UUUUUGAAAAAUCUCCUCGGAUGUGCGCUUCUGUGCAACUCACCCGACGGUAUAGUUAACGGCGUGACGACGUGGCAGGAGGGCCCGACAUGCUUACACGUGGAGAGACGCAAUUGUGUGGAGCUACCACUACGCCGCGAUGACGUGGCGUGCUUCUCGAAAGUGGGAGGUCAGUCAGUCGGUCAUCGCCUAGGCUAUAACUCGGGGCAACUCGUAUCCUUCUUGCAAGCUUCGGCGUCGACUCAGUCUCGGACUCGGACUCGAUCUCUCUCUCUCUCUCUCUCUGGGGUAAGAGCUUUGGCGGCGGCGAUGAAGUUGAAGCUGACCCCUCAGCUCGCGCUAGCGGCGGCUCUGCUGCUGAUUAGCAGCUUCGCUUCCCAGAUCCAAGCUUCUGAUGUGACUUUCUACGAGUCGUUCGACGAGAGCUUCGACGGACGUUGGAUUGUGUCUGGCAAGGAGGACUACAAAGGUGUAUGGAAACGCACCAAAAGUGAGGGGCAUGAUGAUUAUGGCCUUCUUGUUAGUGAGAAGGCCAGAAAAUAUGCAAUUGUGAAAGAGCUUGACGAAGCUGUAAGUCUCAAGGAUGGGACCGUCGUUCUACAGUACGAGGUCCGACUCCAAAAUGGCCUUGAAUGCGGUGGUGCCUACCUGAAGUACCUCAGACCCCAGGAUGCUGGAUGGAAGUCUGAUGAAUUUGAUAAUGAGUCUCCUUAUUCCAUAAUGUUUGGACCCGACAAAUGUGGCUCAACAAACAAGGUCCAUUUCAUUUUCAAGCACAAAAACCCAAAGACUGGGGAGUAUGUUGAGCACCAUCUGAAGAACCCUCCCUCUGUGCCUUCUGACAAACUCUCUCAUGUCUACACUGCAAUACUGAAACCCGAUAAUGAGUUGAGGAUAUUGAUAGAUGGGGAGGAAAAGAAUGCGGCAAAUUUCUUGUCAUCCGAAGAUUUUGAGCCGCCUCUCAUACCAGCCAAGACCAUUCCUGACCCAGAUGAUAAGAAGCCUGAGGACUGGGAUGAGCGGGCAAAGAUCCCAGACCCAGAUGCAGUGAAGCCUGAUGACUGGGAUGAGGAUGCUUCGAUGGAAAUCGAAGACGAAGAAGCUGUUAAGCCUGAGGGGUGGUUGGAUGACGAGCCUGAGGAAAUCGAUGAUCCUGAAGCUACAAAGCCUGAGGAUUGGGAUGAUGAGGAAGAUGGUGAAUGGGAAGCACCUAAGAUUGAUAAUCCCAAGUGUGAGACAGCUCCGGGAUGUGGCGAGUGGAAGAGGCCGAUGAAAAGGAACCCUGCUUACAAAGGGAAGUGGCACGCUCCUCUAAUUGACAACCCUAAUUAUAAGGGCAUCUGGAAGCCUCGGGACAUCCCAAACCCUGAAUACUUUGAGCUUGACAAACCUGAUUUUGAGCCUAUAGUAGCCAUCGGUAUUGAGAUCUGGACAAUGCAGGAUGGCAUAUUGUUUGACAACAUUUUAAUCACCGCUGAUGAGAAGGUCGCAGAGUCAUACCGCAAGACUGCAUGGAAACCUAAAUUUGAAGCUGAGAAGGAGAAACUGAAAGCUGAAGAAGCAGCAGCUGGUUCAGAUGGCCUCUCAGACUUCCAGAAGAAAGUGUUUGACCUUCUCUACAAGGUCGCAGACGUUCCUUUCUUGGAAGCACACAAACCUAAGAUCUUGGAUCUCAUUGAGAAGGCAGAGAAACAGCCCAACAUAACCAUCGGUGUACUUGUCUCUGUUGCGGUGAUUAUAUUGACGAUCUUUUUCAAAAUCCUAUUCGGUGGCAAGAAACCAAAGCCCAAUGUCCCGGAGGCGCGGAGUGAACCUGCUGCUGAGACUUCAGAUAAUCAAGGUAGCCGGGAAGAGAAGAGGGAAGGUGUGGAGGAGGAGGAGGAGGAGGAGAAGGAAGAUGCAGCUGCCGCUCCUCGCAGGAGGUCACGGAGGGAAACUUAAAGAGCAGGGAAAUGUCGCCACAUGAUACGAUUGUAUGUUUGGAUUUCUUGAGUUUCAUAAAUUUUUAGUAGAUAGUGGGCGUCAAUUUUCUGUUAUAUUGAGUUAUCGAAGUCUAAUGUACUGUAUUCCUUUGGUAUUUUGAUGUCAACACUAUUUUGAGAGGUACUCUUACGUAGAGAACUUAAGCAGAGAAGAACUUCGCAUUCCCCUCGCCCUGGGCAUGCAUCAUUUUUAUCGUGUGAGAUGAUUUCGAAAGUCUAUUCUGCUAAGUGAGACAAGUACCUGUGACUUCUGUCAAUAGAAAUCUAUUGCGAUA